Messenger RNA from Colletotrichum costaricense, 507 nucleotides. RefSeq lists its product as uncharacterized. Lineage: Eukaryota; Fungi; Ascomycota; Sordariomycetes; Glomerellales; Glomerellaceae. The annotation marks the transcript as partial. The transcript has a single exon. The record is from RefSeq and is a predicted model, not a curated record.
GCUGGUUUUGCUGGAUUAUAUGCCGCUUCCGUCGGCAUCCUGCCGUCAGUCCUAGCCUGCUCCAUUCCUCCUCUAGGCAUCUUGGCCGACACUACACAAGGGCCGGUGGUUUCUUUCGCGACCCCGUUGAUAACUAGCGAAAUUGAAGGCAGAAUAUCCAACUACGACAGGCCGGCUAUAGCAUCGUUGGUCAUCCUGUUCACGAUCCACCCCGACACGAAACUAGCUCUCACACCUCGAAACAAUGAUUCAGGAUCCCGAGUCCGAAGUUGGCACGGCGCCCUCGUCACAGACAGAAGCACGUUCCAAUUCUGCCCGGGUAAACCCAGUGAGUCGCGUGCCGGGACGAGCCCCCUUCUUCCACUGCGUCCUCCAAUCUGCUUGGGAUCCCACCACUUCAAGUCGAUACAGUGGGAUAAUGUCCCCAAGAUAGAACAUCCAAACCACCGCAACCGUGGGCAUUUCAAACCUUGUUCUGCCACACAGCUCUGCUUAUUCACUCUCUAG